Molecule: messenger RNA, 3432 nt
Organism: Aspergillus alliaceus
Lineage: Eukaryota; Fungi; Ascomycota; Eurotiomycetes; Eurotiales; Aspergillaceae
Product: PH domain protein
Exons: 4
Coding region: 1-3432 (1143 amino acids)
Source: RefSeq, a predicted model, not a curated record
AUGGUUCGCUCGCGUGUGCUAUCUUUCAUAUCGGCAUUCGGUGGCUCGUCCCGCAAAGAUCGUCCUGAACAACGUCAUCGGGCAUCCUCCGCUUCAGUCGCAUUCAACAAGGCUCCGUCGAGAGUGGACACACCUUCUUCAGAUACGCCCUCUCCGCAAGAUGCUUCACCAACAGGGCUCUCGUCGAAUGAACGCCGGAUGUCGCGGCCUGGGUCGACCAUCUUUUCGCAUGAUCCUCCGUUCAUAGAAAUUUCUCCAGAUACCCCUCCGGAACUCCAACCAAUCUUCACGUUCCUCAACAGCCAUGCGAACAAGGUGUAUCACGAAGGCUAUUUUCUGAAAUUGAAUGAUUUAGAUACUCCUGGUGAAAGGGAAACUUCCCCUACCUUUAUUAACUUGGCGGAUGCGUCCGUUAAAGUGAUCGAAACCCUACCGACCCGGAAUUCGGAAACACCAAUGGUGAAGAAUGUUCUCAGUAUUUGCUCAGCAGGUCAAAACCGAUAUCUUCUACAUUUCGGUUCUUUCCACUCCCUCAUACAAUGGACUUCAGCCAUUCGUUUAUCCUUGUUUGAACAUACCUCGCUGUAUGAGGCAUACACUGGUGCCAUGAUUGCAGGCAAAGGGAAAAGUCUCAACAAUAUCCGAGGUAUCUUAGAACGCAAUCGCUUCAAGCAUGAGGACUGGGCUCGUGUAAGAUUCGGUGCGGGGACGCCUUGGAGACGGUGCUGGUUUGUUAUCACCCCUCCGAAUGAAAAAGAAUACCAAAAAGCACAGAAGUCCCUUAAGAAAAAGUCGGCUUAUGACCGGGCACCUCAAAUGGUCACAGGAGACAUUAAGUUCUAUGAGACGAAGAAAACUAAGAAAGCGAAGCCAAUUGCGACUAUAACCAAUGCUUACAGCGCUUACGCUAUUUACCCUCAGUCCAAGGAGCUGAUUGAUCAAUCAACACUGGUUAAGAUUGAAGGAGAUGUCACGAUUCACUCCCAGCAACAGUCAACUUCGGAAGGGUUUGUCUUUGUCAUGCCAGAAUCACAUCCAGCUGUGUCUGGAUUCGAAAUGAUGAUUCGGUUCCUAGUACCCACCUUCGACACUUUCAACCUAUACGGACGCCCGACCCGUCUAAUUGCCGCUACGAAUCACAUUAAGAGCAUCAUGUUUGCUUUCCCGAAGCAGCGGCGUUAUGGCUAUCUAGAUAGUCUCGACAUCGCGUCCUUGAUGCAAACUGCAGGCAGUCAGGAUUGGAGUGAGGCAGAAUGGAGGAAACAGUUGAAGGAGGCAACCGCACGUCGCAUGGCAGCUGCUGGCAGCAGAACCAGCAGCAUCUCGAGCAAACCACGUUUUCGGACGAGCCUUCCAAAUCGCCACAGCAAUGUCCACGCUGGACUGCGGCGCAAUGAGACCUUCCCCGAGAGCUUCAAUCAGUCGGCUGACGCGAUUGUCCAAGACGUGCCUAGCGAUGCAAAUUUCUUGCCAACCUAUCAUGUGCGAGGUGCUUCGGAUACGGCAGGGUUCUCGGCUAACAGAAAGCAGACGCACGCUCCUGUAGUCGAAAGCUCUCCAUCUUCCUCCGCGCGUGAUUUACUACAAGCUGGGCAUGAGCGUCCCUGCCCCAAUGAGUUUAACGAUCAAAGUAGCUCUGACAGUGACUGGAGACAACGUUCAGAGCCCCACACAAUCCCCGAGGCUGAAGCUAUCGGGGAGCAGUUCCGGUUGCCUUCUCCUCCAUCACCAGUCACUAAUCCUCCGGCCUUUACCCAUGCACCAGGGGAAAUUCCUCAGGAACGGCCGCUCCCCUCGGCGGAUCUGAGAAAGGCUAACAACAGAAUGUCCAAUGCGACUCUUGCCCAACUCGCCGCCGCUUCAGGAAAGAUGAAUCUGCUUGGCGCCGUGUCAUUCGAAGACCAGGAGGCCAAAGAGACCGAUGCUCAGAGCUCUCAAGCUCCCACCCCAACCGAUUCUUACAAAGCUGGCUUUGGGAUGCCGAGUGUCCCUUCCUUAUUAUCGGACUCGAGUGACAAGAGGGCCACCCCACAGGAGCAGGGCCCGCCAACACCCGAACACCGGGCCAGUAUAUUCGGUCCUCCCUUGGAAAAGCCAAAUGGGGUCAACCUUCAUAUUGAUACGUCGAAGUCAGUGAAGAGAAAGCCGCUUCCCGGUCAACAAAACAAAGAUUCUACUGUAUCAAGUCCCAUUGAACCGAGCUUUGAUGAUCUGCGCCAUACAGUUGAUGAAGAGGCUCUGAACCGUGUGAGCUCUUAUCAGCCUUCAUUUCCUUCGCCCGUUAAGGAGCGCCAUCAGGAGGACGAAAGCGUUUAUGACGACGAGUCCACAGCCUCCCCAGACUAUGCCAGUACGCAUGGAUCCGUGUACAGCAAACGCUCUACUAAGUCAAUCCCUAAGCCGAGAAUGGGUGUAAUGAAGACGGUUGGAACGGAAGCUAGAAAAGAUUUGGUCAUCGGUGAUGCUCAUUACAGCGUCGACAAGCCUUCACAAAAGCACAAUCCAGAUAUUCCCACGGUGGACUUCGGUCCAACCAUGACUCUAAUGCCUACUACUGGGCGUCCGACUACAUCGGAUACACUUAAAAAGCUUGGCCACCAAAGGAGUGACUCGGAAUCCACCGAAAAACAACGAUUCGCCCAUCAGACAGACCGUGGCCACUCACGGUCACCAAGCCAGGAUGAAUUCCGCCGCAGUAUGAUGUGGCAACCCGGUAUGGCCGCUGCACGUCCAGUCACACCUGGUCUCACACCGGAGCAGUUCGUGCAGCAGCGUGCAGCGCCCAGUCCCCCAGUCCAUGUCCAUCACCGAACUCCUUCUACGACUCCAACACCCCCACCGGCGCGACCCGUAUCGGGUGAUUGGAUGGCCCACAAUCGUUCUCACUCCCAAAUGAGCAUUGGUAGAGACACCCAGGCGCGACCCCGUUCUCGCGGCGCCAACAGCAUGAUCAACUAUAAUGAUCUUUCGUCCCAUCUUUCUGCUCGAGAACAGGAGCAUGUUGCUCGGAUGACAGGUUCCUCGUUCUUCAACAUCAACAGUGGAAAUCUAAAGCAGCAGCAACCGGUCAACCCCAUGGGCUUAGUGGGUGCGAUCGACGCACGGGAGCGUGAGAAGAAGAGUAUCAUGGAAGGAGCGUCCAACCAGAUGGUACAGCAUGCUAUCGCCCAGCGUCAACAGCAGUGGCAGCAGCAUCCGAUGCCUCCUCCGGUCAACUCAUAUGGACUUCAAAGUGGCGCUCAUAACAGUGUUUACAAUAUGCCGGCAGCGAGUCAUACUUGGGAUGCUCUCAAUCAACCCUACCGACCUGAGGAGCCUCGACGCCAGUCCUGGUAUGGUCAAUUCCAAACCCAGCAGCCUCAAGUUUAUCAGCAAAGCCAAUAUUUCAGCCAGCAACCUGGUCAUUUGGCCAAUGCUAACACAAUGCAUUAA